Messenger RNA from Penicillium canariense, 858 nucleotides. Its product is annotated as opsin family protein. Lineage: Eukaryota; Fungi; Ascomycota; Eurotiomycetes; Eurotiales; Aspergillaceae. The transcript has a single exon. The coding region runs from base 1 to 858 and encodes 285 amino acids. The record is from RefSeq and is a predicted model, not a curated record. Gene Ontology annotation, cellular component: plasma membrane; endoplasmic reticulum.
AUGAGUCUACUCGCGCGAGGAAAUGACGCUCUCAUUGUCAACCCCGUAACAGGGGCCAACGAGACUCUUUCUUUGAAUGGAUCUGACUGGCUCUGGGCUGUUACAGCCAUCUAUGUCCUAUCCUUUGUGGGUUCUGACUCUCUCAGCCUUAUUUUCAAUACAUGUCAUCGACUAACACACGGAGUCAUCCAGAUUGGACUUCUGAUAUUAUCAUUCGCCGCGAAAGAAAGCGAAAGAGUUUUCCAUUAUCUUUUCACGUUUGCUCUUCUUGUCGGUGCUAUCACCUACUACGCCCAGGCCUCCGAUCUCGGCUGGAGCACUGUAGAGCAAGUCGAUAACCUCGGCAACGGAGUUGUUCGGCAGAUGUUCUGGGCCAAAUACGUAAAUUGGACUGUCGCCUUUCCCUCGCUUGUCCUAGGGCUCGGUCUAGUAUCGGGCGUCUCUUGGACCACCAUCUUCUGCAACAUCGCCAUUGCGUUGUACUGGGUCGUCAGUUACCUCGUAGCUGCUUACACUACGUCAGAUUACAGAUGGGGUUUCUUCGCCUUCGGCACAUUUGCAUGGCUCAUUCUCGCCAUGAGCACUCUUAACGAAAGCCGGGAAGCUGCCGCCCUGCUGGGUGUGGAUCGCGACUAUAUCAUUCUUGCCGGGUGGUUAAACAUCUUGUGGGUGCUUUACCCUGUCGGCUUUGGUCUGACAGACGGUGGCAACCGCAUUAGUGUGACUGGUGGCUUUAUUUUCUUUGGGGUGUUGGAUGUUCUCAUGGUCCCAGUGUUGAGCUUUGCUGUGCUGUUCUUUGCUCGGAACUGGGAUUACCGCAAGCUGAGCAUUGCAUUCAGUGACAGCCGGCCCAGCUGA